Messenger RNA from Manacus vitellinus (golden-collared manakin), 3346 nucleotides. It is a transcript of the gene TBCE, whose product is annotated as tubulin folding cofactor E. Lineage: Eukaryota; Metazoa; Chordata; Aves; Passeriformes; Pipridae. Gene Ontology annotation, biological process: protein folding. Gene Ontology annotation, molecular function: alpha-tubulin binding. Bases 110 to 1699 code for a protein of 529 amino acids. The transcript is spliced from 16 exons. The record is from RefSeq and is a predicted model, not a curated record.
AGAGCAGCUCAGGGUACGGGGCUUUGUAAAGCAGCGACUCGCACGUGUGUUGAGGGCGUCGCUUCUAUCCCUGCAGGUCUACGAGAACCCGGACUCCAGGUAUCCCGGGAUGACCGCCUGGGUGCCUCCCGAUGCGCUGGGUCGGAGAGUCUCGUGUGGCACCGACUACGGGACUGUGCGCUAUAUGGGCAGCGUGGCUCGUACAUCAGGAAUUUGGCUGGGUGUGGAAUGGGAUGAUCCUCAGAGAGGAAAACAUGAUGGCUGCUACGAAGGGACACAGUACUUUAAGUGCAGGCAUCCUAAAGGAGGAUCAUUUAUCCGGCCAAACAAGGCAAAUUUUGGAGUAGAUUUUCUUACUGCAGUAAAGGAUCGGUACGGAUUGAAUGAUAAGCAAGAUGUUCAGUAUGGGACAGAGAAUACAGUAGUAUUUGGAACGAAGACUGUGGAAUUCGUUGGCAUGGAUUCCGUUGCAGAACAGCAAAGACAACUGAACAAACUGGUAGAUAUCUCGGUGCGUGAGUGUGCAGUGAGCCAUGCUGGUCAGACAGAGGAAAUCAGCAGAACGUGUGCCAAUAUGAGGCAUAUAAACCUAUCAAAAAAUUUGAUAUCGUCUUGGGAGACAGUAAUAGAUAUUGCAUCUCAAGUUCAGAAUCUGGAAACACUUAAUGUCAGUGAAAACAAAAUGAGAUUUCCAUCUACAUCAGCUUCUAUAUCCAGUGCAUUUUCAAAUUUGAAGAUUCUGGCACUUAAUCAAACUGAAAUAACAUGGACAGAGGUUCUUCUCUGUGCUCAAGGAUGGCCAGCACUUGAAGAGUUGUACGUUUCUUCUAAUAGUAUUACAGUUUUGGAAAGACCUGAUAAUGUCCUGAAGACCCUGAAGUUGUUAGACCUUUCAGACAACCAGUUACUGGAUGGAAAUCAACUGCAUCUAUUAGCACAUCUCCCCAGAUUAGAACAGCUAAUACUUAGAAACACUGGCAUAUCUUCUAUUCACUUUCCUGAUGCUGGAUUUGGCUGCAAGACUAAAAUGUUUCCUUCACUAAAACGCCUUGCAAUAAAUGACAAUAAAAUAUCACAGUGGUCAUCUAUCAAUGAGCUUGAUAAACUGCCAAGUUUGCGGUCUCUGCAGUGUAACAAUAACCCUCUCAUGGACACAGAGAAGAACCCAGAGACCCUGAUACAGCUAAUUAUUGCCAAGAUAAGUCAGUUGGAGGUUUUGAAUAACUGUGAGAUCCUUCCUGCUGAAAGAAGAGGAGCAGAGCUUGAUUAUCGCAAAAUAUUUGGAAAUGACUGGUUAGAAGCUGGUGGGCAUUGGGACCCAGAGAAAAACAAACCAAGCGAAGAAUUUCUUGUUGCCCACCCCAGAUACCCAUCACUCUGUCUUAAAUAUGGUGCACCUGAAGAAGGAGAACUGAAGGGACGGCAGCCUUUGACUCUGAAAAAUCAGCUUCUGACUUUGACAAUUAAGUGUCCUGAGAAACCUGAACAGAAGCCAGUAGAGAAAAAGCUACCAGAGUCUAUGACUAUUCAGAAGGUCAAAGGACUGCUCUAUCGCCUAUUUAAAAUUCCUGGGUCAGAACUGAAACUGUCCUACGAAAGUUCUAAACUGGAAGGAAAAGAAGUUGAACUAGACAAUGACUUAAAGCCUUUGCAGUUUUACUCAAUAGAAAGUGGAGACUGUGUGUUAGUACGGUGGUAAGAAGGGACUCUUGCUAGACUGAAGGAAAAGCCGACACAGGAGCUGCAGAAGAGUGACAGAGUGGCCGCAGGCAGUAUGGACAGCCUGUGCCUGAACACACCUGUGGGCGAAUACGAGUUUCACACCUGGCACCAGAGGGCUGUACAACUGUACUUUCAGCUCCUCAACUCAGUCAUCAGCCUCCCUGAAAGCAUCUGCUCAUUUCUCUUACUUGAGAGAUACCAAAUAGUACUUAAAUGCUUUAAUUAAAUAAAACUCAAGGUAACCUUUCUGCCUUCCCACUGCAGCAGUGAGAAUUUGUUUUACUGAACCGAGUACAGGGUUUAGUUGUGAUCUCUUUGCUUACAAGACAAGAUUAGUGCUGCACUGAGAGGCUACUUGCUCUUUGUUUUCACCUACAUCCAGCAACCUUAAAGCAAAUGAAACCCAGCAGUAAUUUUAGAAGUACCUACACAGCCUUAGACUAUUAAAAGUCAAAAUCUGACAGACCUUUAUUCUACCCUACAGUGUUAACAUACCAUAGUAUAAAUAAGUUCUCAGCACACUGCAAGGCAAUGCUACUUAUUUUACAUUCUUUAGUGUGCUCGUCCUCAAUCUUACUUUACUUUCCACUGUGUAACCUCAGACUCAUAUCUAAUAACACAGUGAGUUCUCAGAAAUCCCUCCUAAGUUUGCAGUACUUGAAGAUUUGGUAUAAGCAAACUUUGAUCCUGUUUUUAUCUAAAAUGGCAAUGGUAUAAACAAAGUAAGUGUAAAUCCUAACCCCCAUUGCUGUCCCAGCCCCUGCACAGAUGAGGGCAACCCUUCAGACAGCACAGAACCUGCUGCAGCAAGACUUACCGGAUGCCCUGGUGCUGAGCACAGCUCUCCACUGGAUCCUGGUACUGCUCUAUACUCAGUUAAAUCAGUAAUUCUUUAAUUUACAAAAGACAGGCUAGUUGGCAUUCUUAAGUGCAUUUAUUAAUUACAAGUAGGUCUUUACCUUUAUAUAAAAAGGAAAUUUUUUUAUCUUAAGCAUUUUGGUUUUUGUCAGAUCAAUCUAUACUAUAGAAAAUGAAUAGUAUCAGUCCACUUCUAGUUAUCAAAAGGGAUGUGCAAAUAUUGUUAUGCUUAAGUUGAAACCCAACAUUAAAAGGUACCUUAAUAUUUCUUAUUGUUCCUGGAAUAAAUCAAAAUGUACACUUUUCCAUGAUCAUUAUACACUACCCUGUUUUCCAAGGCAAGUCCAUCAUCUUUCCUCACAUCUACAUGGAUCUCCACACAGUUCCUUUAAUCUCCACAGCUCUUUCAGUUCCUGGGGAGAGUACUGGGGGGAAGACAGCAUGCCACUCUCACAUGUCUUCUCACACAACCAAAGACCAUCCUGUUAGAGAGAGAACCAUUUCAACAGUUUUUCUUACAAACGAUUUAGUCCCCAGGAAUUUUCACUUUCAAGAAUCGAGUGUUCUUUGUUUACAGCAACAAACUUUGCACACAAAGGUCCCCAAAUGAUCUGCUCGACCUAAUCAGAGAACCUGAGAGGUAGGGAUGGCAUCUGCAGGUGGUUUGUGGGGGUUUUGUGGUUUAUCUUUGAAAUACAUCUUCAAAUUUUGGUGUUUUUUUUUUCCUCUGGAUUUUAAUUCAAUGGUUGUUUCAAUUUCUUUUUAA